UUUCCAAUCCGCCGUCCACUCCUCGUGCGCCCUUGUGCACAUGCUCUGGACACUUUGCGCCACAGUGACCUCACCUGCAUUUUAGUCUUUCUUUCCUUUUCUUUUCUUUUUUUCUUUUUGCUUCUUUCCGGACAUGGAGUUCCCCACUCUUCUUCCCGACGCUCUCGCAGAUUUUAACGAGCGCUUCUCGGUCUCACUAACUCCCUUCAACGUGACGCUCUCCGAGGAUCUGCUGCGUGCGCCUCCGAGCGGCAACGAGACGAGCAGGGCUGCGAGCAGGGACACCACGAGUCUCAUCAUCGCCGUCUGCAUCACGGCUCUGUACUCUCUUAUCUGUGUGGUGGGGCUGCUGGGGAACGUGCUGGUGAUGUACGGGGUGGUCAGGUACACCAAGAUGAAGACCGCCACCAACAUCUACAUCUUCAACCUGGCCCUCGCCGACGCCCUCGCCACCAGCACCCUCCCCUUCCAGAGCGCCAAGUACCUGAUGCGCACGUGGCCCUUCGGAGAGCUGCUGUGCAAAGUGGUCAUCGCCAUCGACUACUACAACAUGUUCACCAGCAUCUUCACACUCACGAUGAUGAGCGUGGACCGCUACAUCGCUGUCUGCCAUCCGGUGAGGGCCCUAGAUUUCCGCACGCCCGCCAAAGCCAAGAUCAUCAACGUCUGCAUCUGGAUCCUGUCCUCUGCUGUCGGAGUCCCUGUGAUGGUCAUAGCUAUGACCAAGGUGACAGAUAAAGGAAACACCGCCUGCACACUCAGAUUCCCCAAACCCGAGUGGUACUGGGACACGGUGAUGAAAAUCUGCGUCUUCAUCAUUGCCUUCGUGGUCCCCGUCCUCGUCAUCACCAUCUGCUACGGUCUGAUGAUCCUGCGCCUCAAGAGCGUUCGUCUGCUCUCCGGCUCCAAAGAGAAGGACAGGAACCUGCGACGGAUCACCCGCAUGGUCCUGGUGGUCGUGGCGGCCUUCAUCAUCUGCUGGACUCCCAUCCACAUCUUCAUCAUUGUGAAAACCAUGGUGGAUAUCGACCACAAGAACCUCAUGGUGAUGGCCUGCUGGCAUCUGUGCAUCGCGCUGGGCUACACCAACAGCAGCCUCAACCCGGUGCUGUACGCCUUCUUGGAUGAGAACUUCAAAAGGUGCUUCAGGGAUUUCUGUCUGCCGUACCGCUCCCGUCUGGAGCAGAGCAGCUUCUCCCGAGCGCGCAACAGCACGCGGGAGCCCGUGUCCGUGUGCGCUCCUGCACGGACCGAAGGACCGCCGGCAUGACUAGGCAUGGAGCAGUGGAGGGGACGAACUCUUCAGAACGACCUACAGACUGAGGUCACACAGGUCUCCACCACAGGAGUCUGAGUCUGUAGAUGCAGGCUUUUAACUACUGUUUAUGUAAAUGAUCGGUUGUGUUUUCACUUUCAUAUGACGGGACUUCUUUGCCCAGCAGGUUUGUGAAACACAAUACAUCCAGGAUUGAUCACGAGCAUGCCCGUGUGUGUCUGUGUGGAAGGAAAUGGAUACACAUGCUGUAUGUGUACAUAUCUAGUUUAUAAUGAAACAAUACGGACAAACACACACAGUUCCCCCAGAAGGUGUUGUGAUAGUGAUAUGAAAUCAGUAGAAAACAGGAGCUCAAAGUGUUUUGCCUCGAGGCUUUAAGCAGGUUUUAUGUGUUCACAUCCACAGUGGGUGGUCUCACAGUGAUCAGAUUGUCAGGCAGGACAUUGAUCCUAAACACACGGACAAGGCCUCUGAGGAGCAGUGGCUGACACUUGAUUGGCCGAGUGAGUUGCCUGACCUCAGUUGGACAGAUCACAAGAAGACCAGGUUGACCCUGAAACUCCUCUGCAGCAGGAGGAACUGACAACGGCUGCAGCAGAGCAGCAACGGGAAUCAACGUCAGCAGGGCAUUUAUGUGCAGCUAAAUAUGAUGAAACAUGAGGACUUUGAUUAGAUUAAUGCUCACUUAUAAAAUGUCUUUAUUAUUCGAGAGACCAUUUAUGAAGGGCUACAAUUCCUAUACUGUUGAUGUGACACCUUCAAAUUACACCGAAGACCCCAAAGCAGAGAAAAUAGCUGUCAACACAACACUGACAUAUUAUCACCUUUUAAAGAUAUUUAGGGGCACAACUGGAAUAUCGUAUCCAUAAUUCCGCAUUCGUUAGUGUGCAAACACGUGAAACUAAGAAUUGUUGUGUUUUGUGACCUUAUGAGCCUUUCAUAUCUAAAGAGGUGCCUCUUUUUUUCACUUUGUUUUUAGGAGCAGUCUUAGUGAGGUCGCUGAAGUGAGGGGUGUUCAGUUGGUAGCUGCUGGAAGCCUUUUUAUACAUCCAGUAGCUAAAUUACAUUUGGAUUCAGGUUGAAGCUGCAGUAAGUGUGUCUUUGUUUUAGCUCACUGCCUGUUUAAUCCUCUCCCUCCUCUCUGCGUCACCACAUGAACAGUUGUGAUCGCUGGACAUAGCGGCAAAAAGCAGAAUUCUGCUCUGUAUGUGUCACAAGCAGACAGGAACGCCUCCUUACAGAGUUCUCUGUCCUGAUUGGAUAAAGUGGGCAGGGAUGCCAGAAAAAUGUCUUUUGUCUUUUACUGCAUGAGCCAGAGGAGGAGAGACAUGGGUUACUGACCAAACACUCUGGAAUAUAUAACUAUUUAACAUUUCAAUAAAAAAAAAUAUGACUUACAUCAGCUUUAUUGGCCACCUGACAAAACUAAUUUGAUAUUAACAAUUCGGUCUGUUUUGGUCUCUACCACCUCCUUAGGGAAGUAUCUGGCUUUUUAGUUGUUAGAAUCCGCCACUUUGUUUAUCCACUAGUUACUAAAUUUGUUUGUUUGCUAUUUGCUGUUGGGAAGAUAGUGUGCUGUUGGUUUCAGAGCAUUUUUGCUUUACAAAGCUGCCUGUGGUGGGUAAACAACACGAGAGCAGUGGGAGUGAACUAAAAGAGUCAAGAACCAAAACAACGAGCUGAAAGACGCUAUAACGCAGCGCUGAGGAGACCUGCAGAGUGCAGUGAUUAUUCUGUGUGGGGUUUUAACUGUGAGCAACUAUCUUUGCAGCACACUCAUCAUUUGAGCCAUUGUUAAUAUGAAAAUACGUUUUUUAACAGCUUUAAAGCUGAAUUGACUUUAACCUCAAAGUGUUUAAUUUAGUAUCUGAUGUGCUGGAGCGAACUGAAUGCGUUCGUGUCUUAAUACUCUGUGAACACAAUGUUUAUCUAGACUUCUAAUAGCACCGUCACUCAAACUCACAGUGACAGUAAUGAGUUUAGCUGACACUAAACAUUCAUGUUACUACAGGCAGGUGAAAGGCAACACACAUUCAUAAGGAAAAUACUAGAGGGUGAAAUUCUCUAUGAUCACAGCAACAUGGUUUUACACUUUUAUCGACUGUUACAUUGUGAAAAAAUGCUCUUGAAAGACAUCUUAAAGGAGGUGAUGAUAGGGCCUUCGUGACUGAGCAUAAAUUCUCAUCAGCUGACUCUCUGUUUCCACUCCUCUAGCAGUUAGGUUGCUCUGUUUGAUUUUGCGCAAUCAAAACGUUUAGCCGACAGUACAGUGAGGGGAAAGCUGUGACUGAAUGGCCUCAAACUUGGAAAGAACCAAAGGCUCUAUUGGAUUAAAUGCAUUAGUAAGCAACAAGAGGCUUCCUAUACGUAUUACAGUUAAUGGAUACAUUCCCAGUGAUGAUUGUUCGACAUUUGCAGAUGAGAUUAGGAAGGUGAGAAGCCGCUUUUAAGCACAUUUUAAGAGAAUAGUCAAACCGAUGCCUCUCAUGUUGCCACGGCUGAAAUGCAGCUUUGCUUCAAAAGGCCUCUCUAUAUGAAGUGUAAAGAUGAUAUUGUUCUGUGACAGCAUCUUAAGUGAUAAUGUGAUUUAAUUUUGUUCAAUGUGCCGUCAAGCUGUUGUGACAUUAAGCUUCACUUGUAACCAGUGAGUGCAAUCAAAUGUUGUAUUACAUAAGGUGUAUUUACACGAAGUGCUAUCAAUGUUCAGUGAAAAACUCUAAAUCUUACAAAUAUAUGUAUAUAUAUAUUGUUUUCCAUUUUCUGUCUGGACUAUCUCUAACUUCUUUUAUCGCCAUCACUGUAAGAAGAGCAUCCAUAAAUGUUUCCUGCAGCCAGUAUGUUCAGCUGAAUGAAAAUAUGUACCGUAUUGCCUUAUUCAGCAUCAUGUUUAGUUCUGGUUCUGUAGAGAAAAAGUGCUCGAUCUUUACGCGUUUUUUCAUUUUGUGUUUCAACAAAUACAGUAUAUGAAGUACCUUAUUGUAUAGGUGUAGAAACUGAUUUUUGUCUCUUGUAAGUGUUCUCAAUUUGAAAUAAUGUUGUAAAUAUCUUUCAUUUUUCUGUUCUUUGUGGUUGCUGUUACAGAUGUUAUGAACAUUUAUAUAUUCAUACUCUUUGUAAAUGCCAGUGAGGCCUCGCGGGAGACAUGUAAUUUGUUGGCACAAUCAAGAAUGGAUUAUCGAUCAGGGCGAUGUUAACAGGGUCCAGCGGCUUUUGACCGAGUCAGAGGCCGCCCGCCACAGGGACAAAUAUGACUCAUCUGAAGGGUUUUUGUAAAUGUCAGUGAAUACAUGGACGCACAAUACUGAAUAAGUCAGGGGUGAUAUUGGGGUUUCUGGUCACCAGAUUCCCAGAGGAAUCAGCACAUUUUAUAAUGUUUCAUUUCAACAAUAAGGCUGAUGAUGUUACAUAUUUUUGUUAUUGUCAACAAAUCAUCUUAAAAGACUAAAGAAAACAAUAAAACAUUUAAUUGUUUGUUGACAGUCACUAAUAACUAUUGAUAUUAAUGAUGGUUAUUAUAAAGUGUUACCCUUUAUAUUGUGCAUUUCUUUGGGGCUAUUUUCAGCAUGGAUUUGAUGCUCCAGUGAACAGCUACUGCAGUACGACAUCGGAGUGACUCACCCAGUGCAACAGCAUGGCUCAGUUAUGCGUUGUUAAUAGUUCAAUAGUAACACUGGUGUUUUAUAUUACAGAGGAAUUAUUUAUAUCUGGACUUUCCUUGAACUCACUGUUGUUCUUUCGUCUCAUCACACAAUUUGUUGGCAAUAAGACAGCUGUGGAAUAUCACAAGCUUGAUUAUUAAACUGUUUUAAAGGUGGAAUAUAUAAGAAUGUUUGUCAAAAACAAUUUCAAAAUGAUUAAAAUCAUCAACAGACUGAAGAACUCGCAGUUUUGAAGCCAUGAUGUCCUAGAAUUGGGUUGCAGGGAUAUCUACUGAAGUUAGAAUGCCAACCAGCCCCAGCCCGUCGCAGUCCGAAGCACCUGUGUUUGCAGUGUAAACACCAACACUCCCUUGAACAUUUAAAUGGGAUAACUAGCUAACGGCAACUAAAUAUAGCAGCAGUUGGCGAUUACUCUGGUAAUAUGCUGCCCCCCGUUUCAUGAAUUUCACAGGUGCCCAAAUCCCUGAGAGACCACUUUCAUCAGUUUUUGUAUACUCAUCCUGGGAGAUAAAAUUUAUUUUAAAAAACCCACUAUAGUACAUUUUUACAGAGAUUCUUCUUGAAUGUGGAUUGCGUUUCCUCAAAGGCAUGCGUGGGUCACACUGGAGCGCAAAUACUCAUGACUGGGUGAUACCUGCUGACAGUUACAUAAGACAUGCCAGUGAGGCCUGCAGAAGAUGUGUUCUUUGCUGCUUUUGUACCAUGGUCUAUGGAUUAUAUAUGUUCAACUGGUCUUUGGUUUAA
This is a messenger RNA of Acanthopagrus latus (yellowfin seabream), 5679 nucleotides long. It is a transcript of the gene oprd1b, whose product is annotated as opioid receptor, delta 1b. The record is from RefSeq and is a predicted model, not a curated record. The coding region runs from base 134 to 1270 and encodes 378 amino acids. The transcript has 3 exons. Gene Ontology annotation, biological process: G protein-coupled opioid receptor signaling pathway; neuropeptide signaling pathway. NCBI's taxonomy places the organism in Eukaryota, Metazoa, Chordata, Actinopteri, Spariformes, Sparidae. Gene Ontology annotation, molecular function: G protein-coupled enkephalin receptor activity; neuropeptide binding. Gene Ontology annotation, cellular component: membrane; neuron projection.